This is a messenger RNA of Angiostrongylus costaricensis, 1788 nucleotides long. The record is from the annotation of a GenBank genome assembly. Lineage: Eukaryota; Metazoa; Nematoda; Chromadorea; Rhabditida; Metastrongylidae.
AUGUUCAUGGAUCAAAACAGUAUAAAGGUGGAGAACGUUUACGCCAAAGUUUCAUCGAAAAGGAACGUCGUAUUAAUUAUUACUGACGAUCAGGAUAUUGAACUUGGAUCGAUGAACUAUAUGCCCAAAGUAUCGAAACUCUUGAAGGAGAAGGGCACCGAGUUUAGAAGUGGAUUUGUGUCGACACCAAUCUGUUGUCCAAGCAGGUCAAGCAUCCUCACCGGCAUGUACGUGCACAAUCACAACGUGCACACCAACAAUCACAACUGUUCCGGUGAAGAAUGGAGUAACCAUGUGCCACCAGGAUGGGACUAUUGGAUUGGUCUGGUGAAGAACAGUAAAUUUUAUAACUACACUGUAAAUUUGAAUGGAAAUCGUGUAAAAUACGGAGCAGAAUAUGAGAAGGAUUAUUUUACUGAUCUUGUCACAAAUCACUCAGUUAAAUUCAUUAUGGAUCAUUUUUCGACUCACAACGACAAACCGUUUUUCAUUGUGAUCAGUUAUCCAGCUCCACAUGGUCCUGAAGAUCCAGCUCCUCAAUAUGCUGAGUUAUUCGAAGACAUCGAUUCGCACCGCACCGAUUCGUGGAACUAUGCGCCAAAUCCCGACAAACAGUGGCUACUACAGCGAACGGGAAAGAUGGAACCAGUUCAUGUGGCGUUCACAGAUCUGCUGCAUCGUCGUCGUAUGCAAACACUGCAAAGUGUAGACGAUGGAGUACAUUUGAUUUUCUCCACUCUACGUGAUCACAACUACCUUUCAUCCACCUAUGCCUUCUACACAUCCGAUCAUGGCUAUCACCUUGGUCAGUUCGGUCUAAUAAAGGGCAAAAAUAUGCCGUAUGAAUUCGAUAUUCGAGUGCCGUUCUUCAUUCGUGGCCCAGGUGUCAUGAAAAAAUUUAGUGUUCGUGAGCCCGUUCUGAAUAUCGACAUCGCGCCGACGUUGAUUUCCAUAGCCGGCGGAAGUGUUCCGAGUUAUAUGGAUGGACGUAAUCUUCUUGAAUUGCUAGCACUAAAGAAAGCAGUUUCUCAUGGCAAGAAUGUUAGCAGCUCUUCCUUAACUCCCUGGCGAGACACCAUUCUAAUUGAAAGAGGGAAAAUGCCUAAGCUGCGAAAAAUUCGUGAUCGUUGGUUGAAUCAGAAGGAGCGAUACGGUAAAGAGAUGCGAUUGAACGAUGCAUGUAGCAAGCCGGAAUGGCAACAUCCCUGCACUGGAUCACAGUGCAACACAGUAAUGUUUUCUGUUUCGAACGAACAUUUAAGAUGUGGUGAUGUACAGCAGUUUACUUUCAGAAGACAUGAAGAGUUCAAUCUUCGCCCUGCAGUCGAAAUCAAUGACAACCUACGUAGAAGAAAGGAGAAAGGGAACUUGACUAAUCCUGAUCGAGCAGCUUGCUCUGUGCAGCAGAUGAACUGCUUCCUGCACAGCAUUGAUCACUGGAAAACUCCGCCUCUUUGGCCCGAUGAGUACGGACAAUUCUGCUUCUGCCAAAACUCUAACAAUAACACGUACUGGUGCCUGCGAACAAUCAACGACAUCGAAAACUUCUUGUACUGCGAAUUUGUCACGGAAUUCGUGAGUUACUAUGAUCUCAACGACGAUCCGCAUCAGCUGCAUAAUACUGUCUACUCACUGGAGAUGAACACUUUGGAACAACUCAGCGAACGUUUGCGUUUGCUACGUGAAUGUCAAGGAUCUGAAUGUGAGCGCUUCUCCAGCUCCAUUUGGGAACAACACGUCAUGCAAGCAACUACAGCAACAACAACAACAGCAACACUACAAAGCUAG